AAUUUAGGAGGCCAAUCUGAGCAUGGAAACCAAGCUUUGAAAGAAUCUAGCAAAGAAGGGGUAUCGACAUUUCCUCAAUUGAUCUCUUGCCUUGAGAGAGACAACCCACCAGUAGACGGUUUCAGAGACGCCAAAGGCGACGUUCGACGACGUGAUUCCCAGCAAAAUUCCAUGGCAGCUGGUAGUGGAGAGGGCAUGUGCGGCACCCGCAUUGGAGAAGGCAUGGGCGACACCCAUUUUGUUCUAGGUUACGACUAA
Ilex paraguariensis (yerba mate) is the source of this 258-nucleotide messenger RNA. Lineage: Eukaryota; Viridiplantae; Streptophyta; Magnoliopsida; Aquifoliales; Aquifoliaceae. The record is from the annotation of a GenBank genome assembly.